UAUAGACCUUCCAUGUGAGCAUCCCAAGCGAGCAUGAGCGUGACCUGUUUGCCAAGGUUGUUGGACUGGAAGGUCAAAUUCCUGACGAAGGGACGGGAUGUCAUUGUUUCAGGUGAUUAAACAAAAAGUGUACUAGUAAUGGAGGUUGAGUGAGCUUGAUUUCUGUAGUUAGAGUUUCGGCAAAGAGGCGUUUAUAUGAUUCGGCUAUAUAGUAGGCUGUACCUCCUUCCUUAGUUUGCGAUAUGGUCAGCGUUUUCCUUGUGCCUUGGUACCUGACGCUGGGUGUCCUAAUUAUUUGAUAACGUGGGAGCACAUGAUGGCCAUUGACUUGGUAGACAGCCGGCUUCUCCACAACCCGAUUUCCCUGGGCGUUUGAGAUGCGCGCUGGGAGGUUUGUAGCUGAUGUUGAUUGGCUAUCAUACCUUUUUCCUGAUGUUAGGGAUCAGUACCGAGUGCCAAGCACUGUUUGAUCUGCAGGGUGUUCAGUCACGGGAAGCCCAUAGGCCAGGGCGCAUUUUACAACGCGUGAUUGCAAUAUCCAUAGUCCUGGCUCCGUCGGCCGGAGUCGAGUCUGGGGUGAAUGAACUGUCAAAGUCAAAGUUCAGUCAAACAAGCUGCAAGACGCCCAUCCUGCUUCAACCGGUGGGAUGCCGAAUACCGGUUCACUUGCGCUGUUAAGACCCUCCAAGCCCUCGCCUUCCUUGUGCAUUUCCACCCGCAGUAUUGUAUACCAAACUUGAUAGUUUUGUGGUACCAACAGCAGGCGAGGGACGAAGACGUACGGUUGAAUAUCCUUUCGUAAGAGUUGGUGCCACCACACACACGCAUGUCACUGCAAAAGCUAUCAAUCUGGCUCGGUCC
This is a messenger RNA of Suillus bovinus, 861 nucleotides long. RefSeq lists its product as uncharacterized. The coding region runs from base 403 to 678 and encodes 91 amino acids. The transcript is spliced from 5 exons. The record is from RefSeq and is a predicted model, not a curated record. Lineage: Eukaryota; Fungi; Basidiomycota; Agaricomycetes; Boletales; Suillaceae.